CUAAGCAACAAGCAUUCGCGAGCUCCGACGCUAGCCAGUCACCAGGCUAGCUCCGCUCCGCUCUCAGCCUAGUUAGCUCAUACGCAGGCUCGGAGACAGACAGCGGACUCAGAAGUGAAUUCUCUCCCGUAAACGUCCCCGAGGUGACUCGCUCGUCGUCGUUAACCAAACUGUAUGUGUCGUGUGGACGCGGAGAAGCCGAGCUCUGUGCAGACAUUAGCUAGAUCUCGUUAGCAGUUGUAGCAGAAGGUUCUGUACUCUGGGAGAAGACGUGGCUAACCCUUAGCUAGGUAACCUUAGCUGAGGGAGGCACCGGCGUCUCCUCUCGCCACAGAGACGAGCAGGGGGCGGCUGGGGAUAUGUGAUUGCGGGUUAGCCGGCUGGUUAGCUCGUCUGAUGCUGAAAGACACCCGGAGGAGUCUCAACUUGAUUUUACAGGUGGUAUAUGUGUCCGCUUGGCAUCAUUAAAACUACCCGGGCAGAGUGGAACUGAGAGAACCAGCCAGACGUCGCCACCAUGUUGGAGGAGGACAUGGAAGUGGCCAUCAAAGUGGUCGUGGUUGGCAACGGAGCCGUUGGCAAAUCCAGUAUGAUCCAACGUUACUGCAAAGGCAUCUUCACCAAGGACUACAAGAAGACAAUCGGAGUGGACUUUCUGGAAAGACAGAUCGAUGUCAAUGAUGAAGAAGUCCGCCUAAUGCUUUGGGACACUGCUGGGCAGGAGGAGUUUGAUGCCAUCACCAAGGCCUAUUAUCGUGGUGCACAAGCAUGUGUGCUGGUUUUCUCUACCACCGACAGGGAGUCUUUUCAGGCUAUCGACAGCUGGAGGGAGAAAGUGGAAGCAGAGGUUGGAGACAUUCCCACAGUUCUAGUGCAGAACAAAAUCGACCUCCUAGAAGAGACUUUUAUAAAUAGUGAGGAGGCAGAAGGUUUGGCAAAAAGACUCAAACUGAGAUUUUAUCGAGCUUCAGUAAAAGAGGACCUUAACGUUAACGAGGUUUUUAAAUACUUAGCUGAAAAGUAUCUCCAAAGACUCAAGCAGCAGACAGCAGAGGAGACAGAUGUGGUCCAUUCAACAAGCAAUAAAAUAGGUGUUUUUAAUACCACAAGUAGUAAUGUCAGCAACCAGAACUCCAGCAACGGUAGAGAAGUCAUCACUUUGCGACCUAACAAACAACGGACCAAGAAGAGUAAAAAUCCUUUUGGAAGCUGCAGCCUACUCUAGAUAGAAUCGUUUCAAUUUUAGCGCCCGACUAUUUGUGUCUCAGACUGGAUUGGACAUUGUUGUAUUCAUUAAGAGACCAAAGCCCAUACAGACCGGGAAGUACUGCUCUACACUACUUUAUCAAUCUGAUGUUUAAUCUGAAUCCCCUCAAUCAUUGCUGAAUUUCUUUUGGCUAAACCUUGGAUAUCCACCAAUGGUCUGCACAGAAAACCGGUUGAUAUUUGUACACUGGGUAAUAAGUACAGCUGAAAUCCCCUAAAAAAACAGAGAUAUGUCUGUGACUGAUUGUUUUUGUUUUGUUUUUUUAAAUAUAUAACUCGAUAUACACGCCUCUCAUCAAAAUACAUAACAGCAAAUGUUGCACUCUUGCUCCUGAUCGCCCAUUCAUGUGUUUGACAUUUGAAGCGUACAAUAUGUUUGCAUGCAUCGUAGAGGAUAAACAGAUUAUUUUGUACCAUAUUUUUCUAACUGUCAACAAACUAUGGCUCAGACUAUGCUGUUUAUUGUGGACAAAACACUCUGGAAUCCAGAAUUAAUUCUAUGUGCAGAAGUAUUUUUGUACGAAUCAUAUUAGUGUUGAGUGAUAUUUUCACUGCAGUGUUGACGUUGUGCCAAAAUGUUCCAUUUUCUGAGCUGUAGUUUAACAUUCACACUGCAACGACUUGGAUUUAAUAUGAAAUGAAUAGAAUGUGCUCCUAUGUAUAACCAAAUAUCAAUAAUUAUUGUCACAAAACAGUCCUGUGUGUCUGCUUACAAUCCACGUAUUUAAAGAUUUGGCAACUUAGCCUAAAUGAUGGGUUGAAUUCAUGAUUCCUGCUAUUUGAGGUCAUAAUCAUCAAUUUGCAAUCUGUUAUGGUUCUAUGUUUCAGUUCAGUUGUUUGCAUUUUACAUAUUCCAUAUUUAACUGACCUUUUCUUUAGUGAUAGUAUAGCUUUUCUUAUGCAGGAUUUAUAUAUUUCGCUGUCACUACAUUUCUAACAUUUCCAACAUGUUACAGGUCUUAUUUUAUAUUUUGGUUUGGCCUCAUGUUGUGUCUUAUCGGUUAUUACCGUUUUAUUAUCAUCUCAUUUUUAAUGGGAUGAAAGGGAGAAGGAGCUGGAUGAAGAAAGAAUGAGGCGUGAACACUGAGGUGUCUUGAGCAGAAUGUGAACCCUCGCUCUCUGAUGGUGUCAGAGAUGUUCCGAUACCAUUUUUCUCUUCCCACUAACGAUUCCGAUACCUGGACUUUGCACAUAAUCCAAUACCAAGUGUUGAUCCGAUACUGGUGCAUUAAAUAACAAACGUAAAAAAACCACUUGUGUAACAGCUGUAUGCUUCCAACCCUGUAUGGAAGUGAUGAUUGCUAUCGUUGUUUGACGGCCUGGCUCAGGUUAAACCGUUUGAAAAGCAAAUGCAUAGAGAAUGAAUGUCAUGCAACUUAUUUUACUAUCUAGUUUGAAAGUCAUAACGGACAUUUCCGAUGCUGGUAUUGGAACAUCUGUUGGUGCAUUUACCAGAACCACGAGCAGGAGAUGUUCGUGCUGGACUGCCUUUGGUGGCCUGAAAAUCUAAGAUAUCCAUUUCCGUCUCACUAAAUCAGGAUACUCCCAAACUCAUACUCAGUCCCCUGUACAGCUGUGAACUGUUAAUUAUUGCCUUUCAGUAAUCUGGUUUUCCAAUAAUCAUUAUCUGAAAGAUACUAAUUUACAAAGCACAAAGAAAUAUGUGGCAAUGUAGAAAAAUUCUUAUUUAAUUUUCUUUAUAAAAAUUAUUGAAAUGUCUUUAUUAAAAGUAUUUUAAAUGGAAUAUGAAUACAUAGGACAUCUUUGUUGGUUAACAUGUGCAUGCCUGUCUUUUUGAAAUUUUUGUAACUGAUCUCGGAGCUGUGUUAGAAGUUUCAAAUGAAGUUCAGAGGAAUUAUUUGUCACUUAUUAGUCUGAUGUGAGCAUCUCAACAGCUGCUUCAAAUACCAUCGGUACUAAGACUGUGUCCCAUUUCAACCUUUCUCGUUUGGUUAUAUGUUAAGAGUUCUUUUUGAAAAGAAAGUGUGGCAUAAGUAAUGCAUGCAAGCCUUUUUCCCACAUCAGUGAAUGUUCAGUCAUGGUUGUAAAACCACAUUGCCUUGUCCGUGUUUACAUUCUCCCCCACUGACCAUUUUAAUCCUCCUCUCGCUGUUUGUUUAGAGCUGCAGCGAAUCUGUAAAUAAUCACUUCUCCAGUUUUCUCUUACUUCUAAUGAUUUGCCUUCUUUAUUUGCUUUUUGACUGAAUGGAUUUAGUGCACUUUAUUAUUAAGAUGGUAUGAAAUCUUAAAGAACCAUAAGUUAAAACUAACCAUACUUAUGUGCUGUCACUCAGGUGUUGUAAUAAUCUGUCUCACUGUUCCUCUACUUUUUCCACACACACAACUUUACAAAUCAGUUUCAUAUAAAUCGAUAAUGCUACUUACAAUCUGACAACAACAAAAGCCAUUGUUGGACUCUUUUGGUUUGUUUUAACAGGUAUACAUGUAUCACAGCCUGGAAGCGUGCCACAGAAUUGUGCAUCUGAUGUUACGUGUGUGUGUGUGGGGGGGGAGUUGAUUGUAAUCUGACUUAAAUAAAAGAAAUAAAUGAAA
Molecule: messenger RNA, 3819 nt
Organism: Pleuronectes platessa (European plaice)
Lineage: Eukaryota; Metazoa; Chordata; Actinopteri; Pleuronectiformes; Pleuronectidae
Gene: rab23
Product: RAB23, member RAS oncogene family
Exons: 7
Coding region: 518-1225 (235 amino acids)
Molecular function (GO): GTPase activity; GTP binding
Source: RefSeq, a predicted model, not a curated record